UUCUCUAGCCGUACCCCCUCUCUCUCUCUCUAUAUAUAUAUAUAUAUAACAAACACUACCCUUACACUCUGUCUCCUUCUCUCUCUCUCUCUCUCUCUCUCUCUCAAGAGUGCUAUGGUGGAUCUUCAGACGGUGUGCUGCAUGUGCGGCGACGUUGGUUUCCCCGACAAGCUUUUCCGAUGCAACAAAUGCCGCCACCGCUUUCAGCACUCGUAUUGCAGCAACUACUACGGGGAGUUACCUGAAAUACAACUGUGCGAUUGGUGCCAAACCGCAAAAACCGUCGCUUCCAAUUCCAAGAAACCGCCAUCUCUUGCCGGAACAACCAACCGUUCGGAAUAUUCCGGCGACAAAAUCAAGCAUCAUGAUCGCGAAGUAGAGAUUACCGCCUCCGAGAAGGGAAAGAGCCCAACGCCCUCGCCGAGAACCGCCACACGCAGGUACAAGCUUCUCAAGGAUGUCAUGUGUUAAAACAAAUAAACAAGAAGCUUAGAUCAGAUCAACAUCAAUCACCACCACUACUACCACUACUACUAGCUAGCUAGCUAUAUUAAUUAGUAUUAGUCUUAAUUAAUUAGGUGACUAUUUAUAUUACUCUGUGUCCAUGUAGUAGAGCUUUGUGUGCGACGCGAAAUUGCAUGUGUGUUUAUAUCUUUGAUCUUGGCUUGAUGAGUUGCUUUUUCUAUCGAUCUAAGUAAUAUAAGUUGUGAAUACAGCUAUAAAAAUAUGGAUAUGUAUAUUUAAUGUAUUAUCUAGCUUCAACUUUUUCUUUCCC
Molecule: messenger RNA, 775 nt
Organism: Arachis stenosperma
Lineage: Eukaryota; Viridiplantae; Streptophyta; Magnoliopsida; Fabales; Fabaceae
Exons: 2
Coding region: 115-471 (118 amino acids)
Source: RefSeq, a predicted model, not a curated record